Molecule: messenger RNA, 6501 nt
Organism: Kalmanozyma brasiliensis GHG001
Lineage: Eukaryota; Fungi; Basidiomycota; Ustilaginomycetes; Ustilaginales
Product: Nucleoporin
Exons: 1
Coding region: 1-6501 (2166 amino acids)
Biological process (GO): RNA export from nucleus; protein import into nucleus
Cellular component (GO): nuclear pore inner ring
Molecular function (GO): structural constituent of nuclear pore
Source: RefSeq, a predicted model, not a curated record
AUGGUUCAGCCUACCGCCCAGGCUGGCCCAUCCACCAGCCAGCCUUCCACCUCGAAAGCCGGCGCUGCGUCGUCUUCGUCGAGCCUCUUUGUCUCUUACCACGACAUCUUUGAGCACCUCGAGCUCGCUCGCCAUCAGCGCGACGCCCACCAGAUUCAGUCUAUCCUCUCCAGCCGCAGCGACCAACUCAAAUCGUGUCUUCAGCCCUUCCCAGUCGACUCGAGUCCAGACUUUACCUCGACCUCGGACGCGCUGCCACCAGCCACCCUCAAACUCUCCGAUGGCAGCACACACAACCUACAGCAGGAGACGCGACAGCUGUGCAAGCAGAUCGCCGACCAGUAUCACAUUCCCCACCAAGAUGCUUUCGUCCAGCUCUCCGCUUUUCGAGCUUCGGAACAUCGUUACGCCGCAGGCGCCCAAGACAUCGUCCAAUCGCAUCUUCAGGCAGCUCCACCCACUCCGGUCAAGACAAGAACAACGCGAAACAAGACUGCCUCCUCCGCACUCCAAAGGUCCACACAGAGCAAGACAGAGCCACCCAAUCCCGAGUUGCUCGACGCCUUCAACAUCUUCUACUUCGAGGAGCGCAUGUAUCUCCUCCGCACCAUCUCGUCCUUGAUCCGGAUCACAGAGGAUCCACAACACGAGUUUUACGAUCUCGCCAAUGACAUCCUCGACCUCUUCGCCGACGAGACCUUUGCUCUCUCCUGCAUUCAGCACUUUUGCGCCCUCGCCAACCUCUCCCUUCCCGAAUCAAUACGCCUGCAGCCGCGAUACUCGUCUCUUUGGGCCAAGCAGAUCCUGAGAGAACAAUUUGGCCUGCUCGAGAUCGUCUUCCUCCUAUUCUAUGGUAGACUCUCCCCGUCUCCCGCCUCGCUGCUGGCUCUCCUUCGAGCCGUGCACGAGACCGAGGUUGGUCGACGCCAAGCCAAUCUCGGAUUCUUCGACAACGAGGCUACAGAGACAGUAGAAUGCGUCAGCCAUCUGCUUGUUCUCAUCGCUGUCGAGAUGCUUUCUCUCGAAGAGGUCAUGGACGGCCUAGACCUCAACGACGCUUCACAGUCUCACAUGGCCAAGCACCCGCCCAGCCUCGAGCAGGCCCUCGACCUUCUCAGCACCACCUCAGCUGACCCACUGCACGCCCCUAUCCUGCUCGCAUGGGCGCUCGUUCUCCACCGUCUCGAAGAUGCUCUGGCAGCCCAAUUCGACGCAGCCGACCUGGACACAUCUACUCCACCUUCUGACUCGCUUGCGGAGCUCGCAAACGUCAUCCGGACCGACGAUGGUGGCCCACCUCUGUGGAGACGACUCGCCCAAGCCGCCUUUGCGCCCGAGCUCCGUCUGUUCGACACCCUCAUGUCUCUGCUUGCCUCGCCACUGUUGACCAGCAGCAACGGCGCCAGCACCCCGGCUGUGGCCGGACCAUCGGCUCUCGCCUACCGUGCCGUCUUCAAGGGCCUCUUGCUCAGCAUCACCGAGCUCGUCAAGCCUGAAUUCCUUCCCAACUUCAAUGCCCUUGUCAGCCUGUGGGAGGCCACAUUCGGCUCCGGCCUGGCUCUCGAGCUCAGUCAGUCUGCCGUCGAGGGUGUUGCUGCCCUUUGCGAUCAGUUCUGGCAGGUCGACAGCAGAUACGAGUCGAGAUGCACCACCCUGGACACAGCCAGGCGGCGAUGGCCCGUCAGCUUCCGUCCUCUGAUCCUUCUCACCAAAGCACUCUCUGGCCACGCUAGGGUCGACGCACGAGCAUCAUGGCCAUCUCUGCUUGAUGGGCGCUCGCGUCCCGAGACCGAAGAGCGAGCGUGCGCUGCUGUGUUUGACUACCUCGCAAACGUGCCCACCUUUGCUCAGGUCUUGCCCGUCGGAGCCAACACGCCCAACGCACCCUUCGAGACCAUGGAAGGCGGUGAUUACACAUCCGUCACCUACAGGAUCACUCGUACCCUGCGGAUUCCAGGCACCCAGGUCCGUCUUGCCCCUGGCACCACGGGUUCCACCAUUUCCGAGCUGGGCAAAGAGCCUGUCAUCGUCCUCUGGAGCCCGGCAAGACCCAUCAGCGCCUGGAAGCUCAUGCGUGACGUCCUCUCCUCCUUCCCACCUGCGUACGCCGAGCCCACUACGACCCAACCCGAUGCCGACCCAUUCCGGGAUCAGAAGCAGGCCGUCCGCUUUUCUCACCUCGCUCCGGCCGAUUGCGACGAGCCUUGGGAAGAGCUUGCCUCGGAUGUGCUCGACCUCUUUGCCAGCAUCAUCUCGGCAAGUGCCGAGCUCGCUUGGACGCUGCUUGCUCAUCUCGACGGUCGUGACAUCAAUGCCGACGAGUUAUCCCUCGAUUACGAACCCGAAGAGCUCGAGCAAAUCCAAAAGGAGAAGGAAGAGCUCGCACACGCAAAGAGCCUCUCGUCCGUGGCCGUCCGCCUCUUGUCGCAUGCCCUCAUUGCGGCUCCCAUCAACGUUCGCCUCGUGCGUUCUUCACUGCGAUUGCUCACGGUGCUCCUGCCGUAUGAUCCCGAUGCGAUCUGGCAGGAAGUGCGAUCCUCGAACGCGCUCAUCGGCACUCCGGGCUCGGUACCUUACCUGUCCAAGGGCACUGCGGCAGCAGGCGCCGCUUCUGUGUCGGCCCUUCUCACGCAAGAGAUGAGCCACGCCUCUUAUGGUGGGCUCAUCUCGUUGCUCGACUUUCACAUUUCGCUCUUCUCCGAGCUGCGCCGGUCGUACUCUGUUCUGUCCACAGACGUCCUCGAGACCAAGACCAACGUGCUCUUGCGCGCCUUUAGCUGGAUCUACGAAUGCGUUUGGCCCGAGUACCAGAGCUGGCGCUACAUCCGACUGGCAGACAGGCUCGAGAUCGGCACCAAGUGCACAAAACUGUUCGAGAUGGUCCUCGAGGAGAGGAGUUGGCGCAGGUCGUCGACACCCGCAUCCGAUCUGAUGGACGAAGCCGGGCCGGAUUUCGCCCUGUAUGAGGCUGCAGAAAGGAGCUUCGUGACCCAUCCGAGCAUCGUCGGCCUCGCCCCUCUCAUCACUUGCAUCGGCACUGGUCAGCAAUUGCUCGACGCGCUGGGCAGAGCUGGAAGACAGAACGACGCCAUCUUGGCCGAAGAGUGGAUCUCGACCUCGUUGCGUCUUGCCACGCAGAUUGUCUCUACCAAGCGCGAGCUCACCAUCGCUGCUCUUCGCGAUCUCUUGACGCUGCCGGCAGAGACAGCAAGAAGAGCCAUGUCUGCCAGGAUCAACGUGGGUCUUUUCGAACGACUCUUCUUCGACCAUACGAUCGUAGCCUCUCGAACAGCAUGGAGCGGCAGCCGUAGGUCGAGCCGGGUGGAACUGGCCAGUGCGACUUUUUCGUACGUGCUCUUCCCAGCCUCCUCCGCCAUCAGCUCGACGGCGGCGCAGCUCGUCACUUCUGUCCUCAGAUCCGUCGCCGACCUCGCCUCGGCGGGCAAGCCGACACCCGGCCUCAUCGGACAUAUGGGCACCCUCGAAGAGCUCGAGGAGACCCUCUCCGGUCUUGUCGAUCUCGUCGGCAACCCUAAUCAGGAUCCUGGCCUCAAAGUCCAAGUCUGGACCAUGUUAGCAGCCAUCGUCGACACGCAGCCAGCCCUCGGAACACUCCUACUGACGGGCCGUCACCUUGCAGUGACGACCGAAACGCGUCUCAAGAGGACAGAGGCUGACCCUUCCUCGAAGCAAAACGAGUCCGCAGGAUCGGCACCUCCACCGCAGACGACCGACGCAAAUGACGGCCAAGCGCUAGUAAAGACAGCGCUCGAUGUUGCUUCCGAGGCGAUCUUGUCCUGGCAAGCACCUCACACCAGCAGUCCGCAGCUGCUCGAAGCUGUGCUCCGAUUCCUCGAUGUGGCCUGGGUGCACGCGGCCGAGCACGUUGCAGCCUUUGACACGAUUCGCACCAACUCGGCCUUCUUCCGUGCCCUGGCAGACAUCAUCUGCGAGCCAAGCGAAAUUCCUUCGACACUAGCCGAAGGUGUCAUCGAAUCUGACACCGCCUUGCAUUCGAGCAACGACGUCGAGGUGUCAAGCUACUGCUACAGGAAAAUGUGCCAGGCUCGCUCGCUGCGACUUUUGCAGCACGACAUCCAGCUGGGCAGCAUCCUGAAAGAUCAGUCCAAGAGCAGCUCGUCCAGCCGAGCCAGCGUCGACGCUUUGCUCGACAUCCUCACGUCGUCCGACCGCACGCUUGGCGCGAUCGAAGUGAGCUUCUCCAUGCCGUGCGAUCCUUCGCUGCGCGCUGCUUUAGAACGCAAGCUGGCGGAACUUUUCCCCACCGUCUGCAUCGAUUCUCUGCGUCAUCCUCGACGCAAAGACGACUUUGAUCUCGACAAGCGAUACGGCGACAACUAUCACUUUAGCACCUCUGCCUUCCGCAGCAAGGCCGAGGGUCGCGUUCUUGACGGCGAGUUUGGUGGCGAGGCUGCACUGAUCGAGGAAGGACUGUUGUCCCUCUUUACCAUCAACAUGGAGUGGAGCUUGAUCGACGUGCAGAACUCUGUGGUCCAGGCGUGGACGCAGUGCGUUGAAACAUGCAUGGGUCGCAUCGUCGCGCAGGCGCUCAGCAAGGACAAGGUAUCUCUGCUCGGGAAAGUCGUCAUUGCAAGCUGGACUCGUCUUGCCACGCUCACUGCCGAUGAAGGCCGGGAGGGCGACUUUAUGCGCGGCGUGCAUGCCACCCGACUUGCUUUGCUCACCAAACUUAUGGAGCUGGCCUGGGGAAACAGCCACAGCAAGGAAGCCUCCAGCACAGAGCAGAUCGUGCAGGCUGCCACCCUCUGCGGACGCCUGCUCACGCAUGGAUUCUUCCGCGUUGAGGACAGCUUGAAGGGCACUGUGCCUCCCGAGUUCCACCGCGACGUCUUUGAGAUGGUCCUGGUGUGCGUCGCCCGCAUUCGCUCGCUUUUGUCAUCGCAGGGGUCCAUGGUGGUACCCAACGACAAGACGAUCGAGAGCCACAAGGCGCUGCAUGCAUCGGUCGAGCUUUUCUGCCGUCAGGCCACCGAAGCGCUUCGCAUCAAGAUCGAGUCGGCGCUGCGAGUUUUGCAGACCGCUCAACGCCACGACUUCGACGCACAGUACCUUGAAGACGACCUCGACGUUCUCGUCAGCAUUUUCGAGAUGACCAUCCGACGCGACGUUGGCGCCGAGACCACCGUAUGGCUGGCGCACGUGCAGGAGACCCAACUCCUGCAGUUCACCAUCAGCCUCCUCGGUCGAGCGCCGGUUCUGCGCCCCGAAAGUGCGAACGGCAACGACACGCACUUCAACCCAAACAGUGCGCACCACGUCGCUUUCAUGAAGCCGUUGCUCUCGCUCUUGCUGGCCGUUGCGUCGCAGCCAUGCUCGAGCGAGGAGCUUGCUCUGCAAGGUGCGGUGAACGCAUUGGCCUCGAACAUGCUCACCGAUCCGCUCGAGAACGGCCAGAUCUCGCCUCUGCUGCUCUCUGGGGAUCUGAAUCCGUCGCACGAGUGCUGGAGGAUGAUGCUGCGUAUCGUCGUCAACCUGAUCGACAACCUCGGAGCGGGGUCCGAUAAUCCGAGCUGGAGAGGCGUCAGCGCACGCUUUGUUGAGACCGACGUCUACGGCUUCCUCCGUGUUUACCAAAGGCAGAUCGAUAGGGCAACCAGCCUCGGCGAGCUGCAUGCUCGGCUCGACUCGAUGUCUGGCAUCCUUGGUCAUCCCAUGUCUACGCAGGAUUAUGGCCACGCUGGCUCUGGUGCUGCUGUGAGUCUCGAGCAGCUGGAGGAGGUCGAGCUCAUCUACAGUCUAUUUUACAAUCUGACCAGGACCGAGCCGUCGGCGCGAGCAACCGCUGCACGAGCCGACAGCAACGUCGCCGGCUUAUCGAUCGUGCAGCAUCUUGCCGAGGCUUCGGCUUGGACGCUCCAGCCUCUUGUCCACCUCUUGCAGCACCCUAACGAGCUCUCGAGCCUUCUCGGCUUGGAUCCAGCGGCCGAAGCUACCAAAGUCGUGCAAGAGGCAACCGCGGCCAAAAUCCGCACCAUCGUGUCGAUCCUCAUCGCUAGUCUCUGGAACCACACCAACUGUAUAUCGGUGCUCUGCCGCGGGUCAGACGCCUGGCCAUCGACGCAGUCGGGCUGUGCCAUCGUACGUCCGACGACCCGGACCAGUGCGGUGCGCAUCGCCACGCUCGGCACGCUAUUGGACCUCAGCACGCAUCUCACCGACUACCUCAGAACCCACAAAUCGAAGCUGUCGGCGGACGACAAGGAGGGCUGUUCGGCGACGCUCGAGCAAGCGUUGGGCCUCGCCGCCAGUCAGGCCGCCAUCUGGGCGGCGGGCAGGUCGAAGGAGCACCAGGAGCAGGCCAAGCUCGAGCACAUGGCUCGACAGGAGCUCGAGUCGGGGCUGUCGAGGGACAUCGUGUCUGCGUUGAGAGCGGCCGAGGAGGUCGCAGGCGCUCAAGGGAACUUGUUCUCGCUGAUCAUGACCUUUGUAGAGUCGAAACUGAACAGCGCGCGCUUUUGA